This is a messenger RNA of Acanthochromis polyacanthus (spiny chromis), 3227 nucleotides long. RefSeq names its product RPA-related protein RADX-like. The record is from RefSeq and is a predicted model, not a curated record. Gene Ontology annotation, molecular function: single-stranded DNA binding. Gene Ontology annotation, biological process: regulation of DNA repair. Lineage: Eukaryota; Metazoa; Chordata; Actinopteri; Pomacentridae. Gene Ontology annotation, cellular component: replication fork. The transcript has 19 exons. The coding region runs from base 49 to 2487 and encodes 812 amino acids.
UGCCUACAUCUCCCAUAAUGCACCGCACUGUUGUGGUUCCGGGACAACAUGGCAGCGACGGGCUGCGUCUUCCACAGAACCCUGGGCAGGUCCGACGGGAACAAGGCAUCCUCUGCUGUGGUCUGCAGGGAGUCCCUCCAUGUGGUGGCGCUGCAGCGUUACAGCAGAGAUCAGGGUUCUACGGUCUACUUCCCCCAGUCCGUCCUCAGCGGGGACGACCUGUACGACGUCACACUGUCAGAUGGGGACUGCAGACUUCAGGUGAGUCUGGAUCCGGGUCUGAACCGGCUGGUGGAGAAAAACGUCCUGCGGUCCGGACAGACGCUGAGGAACGCCGCCUUCAGCUACACCAUGACCGCCCAGCUCCCAGCAUGCACCGGGGCCUGCAGAGGGACAGACAGCUACAGGAUGGUGAGCGUGGACGUUCCAGGUCCAGGUGAGGACGGAGACGGGAGGACAGCUGUGGACUGGGACUCUCUGCCCUGGUUUGGAUCCUCAGAAGCUACAGCCCCAUUGGUUCCCCUCAGAGCCAAUCGGAGCGUCUUCCUGCCGCUGUGGAACAACGUGGACUACAGCGGACAGGUGUGGAUGGAGGCUCCGCCCACUGAGGAGGAGGAUGAUGAGGAAGAAGAUGGAGAGGAAGGACGUCGUCCAACCGUCACUGUCUCCCGGCUCAGAGACUCCUUCCUGUCUGGUCACCAUAGCGUCACCAGGGGCGCCGUCCAGCAUCAGCUGAUCGUACGCAUCAUCAACAAGUCCUCGCUGAUGUACUAUGGGAGGACGGAUAGGAACUGUGAAUGUCCAUAUAAGUCAGUGUUGGAGUUGUGCGACCAGACAGGAAGUGUGUGUGCCGUGUUGUGGAACAGUGUGUGCGUCAGCUGGUAUCGCCAUCUCAAGCCCGGUGACAUCAUCAGUCUGCGACGCUUCCGAGUCAAGCAGCGUUACCAGGCAGAGCCGGGAGUCAUCGAAAUCAGUGUGAACAGCAGGAACCCAGCAGCUCAGAUAUCCGUCCUCCCAGAAUCCUCUGUUUCACCCGAGUACGUCCCACCAGCAGUCCUCUACAGCUUCUACAACAGUCAGCAGAUCCUGGACCAGCCUCAUGACACGACGUGUGAUGUCAUCGGCGUGCUGACAUUCGUAGGACGGUCUGAGCGAAUCAGGAGUAAGGACGGCAAAGGGACGGAGCUUGUGGAGUAUCGCUGGCUGCGAUUGGAGGACGGUGCCAGUGAUCAGCCAAUCAUGGUGAAGCUCUUCGCUACGUCUCAGCCUGAGACUCACCUGAAGCUCCACCCAGCCUCGGUCCUGGUCGGUACCAGACUGAAGCUGGUCCGGGUCUCGGAGCAGAUGUGCUACCUGACCAACAGCACCUACACGCAGGUGUACUGCUCAGGUCAGGGCCACCACUCCCAGAUGAGCUACCGACGGCUGCGGCCGGUCCGACGCUUCCUGGACUGGCUGAGGACUCAGGAGGACGCCGCCGUGCUGAGCAGGGCUCUGAUUGGAGGAUUCUUCAUGUACCCGCCCCCUCCCGUCUCCAUGGAAACCUACAUGAAAGAGCGCAGAGGUGAGCCGGGCUUCCUGCGAGGGGCGGAGCUUCAGACGGCGCUGGACAGACUCUGUUACCGGGAGCGACGCACCUUCUGUAUCCAGGCAACCGUCACCGUGGUUACCUACAGCCGCCAAGGAGAGGACGAACGCUGCUUGUUCUGGACGGAUCGAUCUCCAUCCCUCUCUCCAUCCUCCUCCUCACCCUCCACCCCCCAGUCCUCCAGACCUUCUCCGUCCUUCAGUUCCUUCAGUCCAGCAUCAGCAUCUUCAGCAGUGAGCCGGUCCACACCUCCAACUCCCAACCGGACAGCAGGGUCUUUUAAAAGGAAGCUGCUGUCGACUGACACUCCAAAGAAGAGAGGUCCAUGGGUCACUCUGCAGCCAGAACACAACACCGACACAGUGAUUCUGUUUGAAGCCUCCAUGGAGUUCCUACAGAGCGUCAACCAAGACGACGAAGACGAUGAUGAGGACGACGAUGCCUCGUCCUUCGUCACCGCCCUCUCCCCACCCACCGUCCCAACCGUCGCCAUGGAGACCUUCCCCAUGUGUUAUGACCACACCCACUGGGAGGAGCAGGCAGCCGCCGUGGUGAUGGGAGGGACGACGACGGCGGGGAAGUUUAACACCGCCAUCGAGGACUACUACACCCUGAAACUGAGAGCUCUGUCUGAUGGGGUUCUGUUCGAUGCCAUCUUCCUACCCCACGCCUGGUCCUCCUGCCCCUGCCCCCUCCAGCUGCCCCACUCCAACACCUGGACCUCCAUCCUGUCACAUGGAGCCUUCUCCUCCCACACACCUCCACCUUCACCAGCUGACCUCAUCGCCAUGGCGGCCCAGUUGACCAAUCAGAGGCUGGUUUGCGUCCUGGAGGCGUGUCACCUGGGCGGAGCCUCCAUGGAGCUGGUCCUGAGCCGAGCGUUCCACCUGGCUGAGUGAUGCAUCCUGGGAGUUUUCCUGUGGCUUAUUUAUUAUUAUUAUUUAUUUUAAAUGCUAUUCUGAUUUGUUGAUGCACUUUAGUAAGUUUGUGUUUAACGGAGUCAUGUUUUCAGUUCAGAAUUUUUGUUGUAAUAUUUCCAGAACAACAUAUAAGAAAGCCUUUGUGAGGCUUUACUGGUCGUAUGAAGAGUUUAGGCUAUAAAAUGUAAAUAAAAGCCUUCUGGAGGGAGUUCAUGUUGAAGGUUUCUCUUCAGACUUCAGGACGUUUUUUUAAAAUGUUUCUACGUUAAAUGAUCUCACAAAUGAACAUUUAUUAUGUUGUUGUUCCCUUUUAUAAGUUUAUACUUUAAAUUAUUCUUAAGUUUUUCCUGAAGUUGUAAAGAAAAAAAACACUUGAACUCUGAGCAAUUCCUGGAUGUUUCAACUGAAAACAUGUUCAAAACGACUAACACCUUCUAUAAAAUGACUCCAGACUCAUCCAAAAUGACAAAAACUUCUCAAAGUGACUCCAGACUCAUCCUAAACGACUAAAACCUUCUAGAAAAUGACUCCAGACUCGUCCUAAACGACUAAAACCUUCUAUAAAGUGAUGUCAGACUCAUUCUAAACAACUAAAACCUUCUCAAUUCCUUUUUGAUUGUUUCCUCGUGUUUCAGAGAAACCUUGCAGCUGUUUUUCUAACCUGUAAACUUUAGAACGAUGAAGGAAUAAAAUGUUCCAAUAAAUUCUCCUUUCUUUGA